CAGCAGCAGCCGUCACAUACACACUCACCGAAGGCGACUGCGCCUUUAAGACCCGCAAAACUAACAUCCAAACCAGCCUUGCUGUCAAUGUGCAAGCGAUGAAAUUACUCGAUAUGGUUUUGUUAAAACUCUUGAUGCUGGUAUACUGCUUAAGCGAAACCAAAGGUCAGUAUGGAAAAUCCCUGAGCAAGUAUAUUCGACAUUACGAAGGCCUGUCCUACGACACAGAUGUCUUACACAGCAAGCACCAGAGGGCUAAAAGAGCUCUGUCUCACCAGGACCAGUUCCUGCACCUGGACUUCCACGCUCACGGCAGGCAUUUUAACCUUCGGAUGAAGAGGGACACCUCUCUCUUCGCUCCCGAUCUGAAGGUGGAGGUUUCUGGAGAAGAGAUUCCCUAUGACACCUCUCACAUUUACACUGGAGAAAUUUAUGGUGAGAAGGGCACUCUGACACAUGGCUCUAUCGUGGAUGGGAAAUUUGAGGGUUUCAUUAAGAGCCAUAUGGGCACAUACUACGUAGAACCCUCCGAGAGAUACCUCAAAGACCAGAAUGUGCCCUACCACUCAGUCAUCUACCAUGAGGAUGAUAUCGAUUAUCCUCAUAAAUAUGGAGCAGAAGGUGGCUGUGCAGAUCACUCUGUUUUUGAGAGGAUGAAGAAAUACCAGAUAUCUGCAGUGAAGAAGCCCACCCAGCAGCCGAACCACGCGAUUGACGAAGAGAUGGCUGAUGGACCGGUGAUUCUGAGGAAACGUCGUGCAGCACAGGCAGAGAAAAAUACCUGUCAGCUCUUCAUCCAGACAGAUCAUCUCUUUUACAAAUACUAUGGCAGCAGGGAUGCUGUGAUCGCACAGAUUUCCAGUCAUGUGAAGGCCAUUGACUCCAUCUAUCAAAACACAGAUUUUAAGGGCAUCCGCAAUAUUGGCUUCAUGGUGAAGAGAAUCAAGAUCAACACUACCGAUGAUGCGAAGCUUGAUUCUAACCCUUUUCGAUUACCCAACAUUGGUGUGGAGAAAUUUCUUGAACUCAACUCUGAGCAGAAUCACAAUGACUUCUGCCUAGCCUAUGUCUUCACAGAUAGAGACUUUGAUGAUGGUGUCCUGGGUCUGGCCUGGGUCGGGAGUCCUACAGAUGAAAACUCUGAUGAUGGAGUCCUGGGUCGGACUCGAGUCGGGGCUCCUACAGGCAGCUCUGGUGGAAUCUGUGAAAAGUAUAGACAGUACACCGAUAAGAAGAUGAAGUCUCUGAACACUGGCAUCAUCACAGUGCAAAACUAUGCUUCACACGUUCCCCCUAAAGUCUCCCACAUCACCUUCGCUCAUGAGGUCGGACAUAACUUCGGCUCUCCGCAUGAUUCAGGAAGUGAAUGCACUCCGGGAGAGUCUAAGACUCAGGACCAGAAAGAAAAAGGCAACUACAUCAUGUAUGCCAGAGCCACAUCAGGAGACAAGUUCAACAACAACAAGUUCUCCAUAUGCAGCAUUCGCAACAUCAGCCAAGUGCUGGAAAAUAAAAGAUCCCUCUGCUUUGUUGAAUCUGGACAGCCCAUUUGUGGUAAUGGUUUGGUUGAGGCUAAUGAACAGUGUGACUGUGGCUAUAGCGAUCAGUGCAAGGACAAAUGCUGCCAUAAUGCCGAUGAGCCAGGUGAACUGAAGUGUAAACUGAAGAAAGGCUCUGUAUGCAGUCCUAGUCAGGGUCCAUGCUGCUCGUCAGAAUGCGUAUUUGAGAACAGCGGUGUGAUGUGCAGGAAUGAUUCUGAGUGUGCUUAUCAAGGCAAGUGCAGUGGAAACUCUGCCCAGUGCCCCACCUCAGCGCCUAAAGCAAACCUUACAUUGUGCAACGGAAAAAGACAAGUCUGCCUUAAUGGGGUUUGCUCUGGCUCUAUCUGUCAGAUGUAUGAGGAUCUAGAGGCUUGCACCUGUGUCACUGAGGAGGGGAAAAAUGAGACAGAGCUGUGUCAUGUGUGCUGUAUGUCAAAGGGUCAGCCUGACACUUGCAGCAGCACUAGCUCAAAGAGAUGGGCUCAUCGCUUUAACGAUACUGUCAUCACCUUACCGCCUGGCUCUCCUUGUAAUGAUUUCAGAGGUUACUGCGAUGUCUUCAUGAGGUGUAGGCUGGUGGAUGCUGAUGGCCCUCUGGCAAGGCUUAAGAAGGCCAUUUUCAACCCUGAGCUUUACACAAGCAUUGGACAGUGGAUAGUGGGGCAUUGGUGGGUGGUUCUUCUACUGGGCAUUGCUCUCAUCAUGCUAAUGGCUGGGUUUAUCAAGAUCUGCAGUGUGCACACACCUAGCAGCAACCCUAAAUUACCCCCACCCAGACCUCUGCCAGGCACACUGAAGAGAAGAAAUGCCGCUGAACAGUCCCAGCCACAGCGCCAUCGCCAGCAGAGAGAGGACUAUCAGAUGGGCCAGAUGCGACCCUGAGAAGCCCUGCUCAUUGCCUUUUUUUUUUUCUAGUGCCUACAGUGGGAAACACUUCACUCCAAAGAGUUCGCUGAAUCAAUCAAUGAAGCCCCAUCUACAAACAAAAAAACUGGCAAAUAAAAGGACUUCAAAGGACUCUACUUAAGAAAAUAAGCAUUUUAAAGAGUAAGAAACCACUGCUCUGGGCGCCAGCAAAGCUUUCGUUACAUAGCUCAGAGAAAAAAUCAGAAGCUAAUCUUGAGGAAGAGGACAGAAUUGUACUUUUUUUUUUUGCUUUUCUAAUUCUUUCACAAGUUAUUAAACCAUUGUUCUCUCCACAAGGUUUUUUUCUUCUUCUUUUGCCUUUAUAUACAGUGGGGAUCAAAAGUUUGGGCACCCCUUGCAGAAUCUGUGAAAAUAUGAGUAAUUUUCAAAAAAUAAGAGAGAUCAUACUAAAUGCAUGUUAUAUUUUAUUUAGUACUGUCCUGAGUAAGAUAUUGUACAUAAAAUAUUUUAACAUUUAUUCCACAAGACAAAAAAAAUGCUGAAAUUAUUAAAAUAACCCCACUCAAAUGUUUGGGAACCCUUGGUUCUUAGUACUGUGUGUGGUCACCUGAUAAUCCACGACUGUCUUUCUGUUUUGUGAUGGUUGUGCAUGAGUCCCUUGUUUGUUCUGAACAGUUAAACUGAGCAGCGUUCUUCAGAAAAAUCUUUAAGGUCCUGCAGAUUCUUCAGUUUUCCAGCAUCUUUGCAUAUUUGAACCCUUUCCAGCAGUGACUUCAUGAUUUUGAGAUACACCCUAUCACACUGAGGACAUUUGAGGGACUCAAACUAUUUAAACACAACUAUUUAAAAAGAUUCAAACAUUCACUGAUGCUCCAGAAGGAAACAAGAUGCAUUAAGAGCUGGGGGGUGAAAACUUUUGGAAUUUGAAGAUCAAGGUAAAUUGUACUUAAUUUGUGUACCGGGAAACAUACAAGUAUCUUCUGUUGCUUACGAAGGGCAGAACUAAAUGAAAAAAAAAUUAUAUUUCAACAAAAUAAGAAAAAUUUGUCCAUCUUCAUCAUGUUCAAAAGUUUUCACCCCCCAGCUCUUAAUGCAUCUUGUUUCCUUCUGGAGCAUCAGUGAAUGUUUGAAUCUUUUUAAAUAGUUGUGUUUAAAUAGUUUGAGUCCCUCAAAUGUCCUCAGUGUGAUAGGGUGUAUCUCAAAAUCAUGAAGUCACUGCUGGAAAGGGUUCAAAUAUGCAAAGAUGCUGGAAAACUGAAGAAUCUGCAGGACUUUAAAGAUUUUUCUGAAGAACGCUGCUCAGUUUAACUGUUCAGAACAAGCAAGGGACUCAUGCUCAACCAUCACAAAACAGAAAGACAGUCAUGGAUUAUCAGGUGACCACAUACAGUACUAAGAACCAAGGGUUCCCAAACUUUUGAGUAGGGUUAUUUUAAUAAUUUCAAAAUUUUUUUGACUUGUGGAAUGAAUGUUAAUAUCUUUUAUGCACAAUAUCUUACUCAGGACAGUACUAAAUAAAAAAAUAGCAUGCAUUUAGUAUGAUCUCUCUUAUUUUUUACUAUAUUUUUAAAUAAAUUACUCAUAUUUUCACAGAUUCUGCAAGGGGUGCCCAAACUUGGUGCCCCACUGUAUAUAUAUAUAUAUAUAAUUUUUUUUUUUUUUUUUUUGGAUUGCCACCCUCCUGUGGAGAUGAGCAUGAUAGGAUGUCACAGAUAUUUUACCAAUCAAAAAUGCCUGAGAGAACUCCUUAAAGAGACUCAUUUUCCAAUAUGUAAUUAAGAUGCAAUCAAAAGGAUUAAAAAAAGCUUUUAUUUCUGAAGCUUUCUCAUUGUCUUCUGCGUGCAAUUGUACAGAGAUCACAAAAUACGUCGGAUCUUUUUCAGUCAUACCAUUUUUUUUAUUCUGUUUGAUAAUGAUAAUUAAGGAUGUUUAAGUGACACUCAGGAUAUAAUAGUUAAUAACAGCACAGAGAGCUUCUAUUUGUGAAAGGCGUUUGCUGAAAGCCACACCGCCAUUGAUAACCACUAAAUAGCUUCAGUUCUUCAUUCCAUGUUAGCAAGGGAGUUAAUGAGAGAGAUGAUGGUUAAAAAAACAUCACUCUUAUAAGAAUCCUGAUCUGCUGAGAGUCACUGUGACUUUAUUCAGUAAAUCUGGUCCCACAGGAGACAGACUUGAGAAAAUAAGCACAUCAGAAAAGAUAGAAGCAAUCUUUAGAUCCUUUAGUGAUUUUUAAACACCAAUCAAUGUUUACACAAAGACAUUUUUCUUAGCAGUUUUCGGUCAUUACAUCUUUCAAUAGAUAAAAAAGAAAAUAUCCAGACUAGCAGCCUAUUUAAUCAAAACAUAUGCCUUGUGUUGCUUUUUAGUGUAUCUGUAACAUCUUUUUUUAAAUAAAUCCUUCCAUUUUUUUUCUAUAAAUGUGCUUUUGAUUAUCUUAUGUGUGUUUCUCAACAAAGGCAGAGGGUUAUUCAUGCAUUAAAAUGCAUUGCUUGUUCAUGCAUUGUUCUUUUGUGUAUUUUACCAGACCAGGAAUAUUUUGUCAUCUUUCUACAUUUGUUGAACGGGAUCCUGGUAGUGUGACUGAGAGUCCAAUGUUUCUAAAGUCUGUCUUCUCAAGCAACCUUGCAUCUUUUAAGGAUGUGCAUUUAAAACAUGGAUGAUUUGCUUAUUCCUAGAAGAUGAGUAUUCCCGACUAUAAGUCCUCCUUUUGAUCUAAAUCAUCACCUCAUUUGUGUGUCUCUGUAAAUCUUAAUAGGAAAGAGGUUUUUAGAGAGCUUGACUUAACUGCCCUGACUGCAAUUGGCUUCAAAUAAUAAAUAUUUUCUGUGUUAUUUUGAGGUAAAUGGGUUGGUUGAAUUUGUACGGGGAUUUGGCGUAGGUUUUAAAAAAAAAUAAAAAAAAUUUUUUGCUCGUCUUGCUUUAAGUGUAUAAAUAAUGUGCACUGAUAUGUAAGCAUGGUGCGUGGAUAAAAUAUGAAAAAUAAGAUGGAGAAAAUGUCCAGUACUACUGUUUGAAUGUAAUGUCUGCUGUUUUGCUUUAUUUGUGCUUUUUUUUCUCUCUUUGCGCUCAAUUUUGAAAAUUUUUACUAAAUACUUUGUAAAAGUAUUGUGCGAUAACUUGUAAUUUUUUUAAAUACUUAAAAUGCAUUAAUAAAAUAGCCUUGAUUAAAA
Messenger RNA from Carassius gibelio (silver crucian carp), 5578 nucleotides. Its product is annotated as disintegrin and metalloproteinase domain-containing protein 10. The record is from RefSeq and is a predicted model, not a curated record. Gene Ontology annotation, cellular component: plasma membrane; synaptic membrane. Gene Ontology annotation, biological process: membrane protein ectodomain proteolysis; Notch signaling pathway. Gene Ontology annotation, molecular function: metalloendopeptidase activity involved in amyloid precursor protein catabolic process. The transcript is spliced from 17 exons. Bases 99 to 2423 code for a protein of 774 amino acids. Lineage: Eukaryota; Metazoa; Chordata; Actinopteri; Cypriniformes; Cyprinidae.